Messenger RNA from Eriocheir sinensis (Chinese mitten crab), 1180 nucleotides. RefSeq lists its product as uncharacterized. The record is from RefSeq and is a predicted model, not a curated record. NCBI's taxonomy places the organism in Eukaryota, Metazoa, Arthropoda, Malacostraca, Decapoda, Varunidae. The transcript is spliced from 2 exons. The coding region runs from base 145 to 723 and encodes 192 amino acids.
UGCAGCACCAGGAGACAGAAGGAGGAGGACUGGUGAGGGGAGACACUUGAGGCGAGACACCGGCAAGACACACCCUCACAGAGCCUCGUCCCGGGUAACUUCCAAUUCUCCUGACGAUCGUGCGGAGCGACAACUACACUAAAGAUGCAGCAACGAUGGCUCGUGCUGGCGGCAGUGGCACUAUCUUGGCUAGUCUCCUGCCAAGCACUAUUCGUGGAGCCCGUGCUGGCCCUCGGGGCCUUAGCAAUACUUAAGGGCGCCGCCAUCGCGGGCUUCAAGUUCGGUCGCUCCACCAGCGGGGGCCAUCACGGGGAUUACAGGCCCCGCCCAUACUACAAUCGCCACCGCUGGGGUCGCGCCGCCGGGAAUGAUCCCCGUCAGGUGGACGACGUCUUGCUGAGCAGCGUGACACAGAUGGACCCUGACGGCUGCCUCCUCAAACUGCUGUGCCUGGCCAGGGCCACGCCGGCAGCAGCCCGCACCCCCUACCAAGCCUCCCUUGUGCACCUGUUCGCUGACAUCACGCAAGCCCCAACGCCCGCCGGCAUCCCCUUCGUGCAGGCCCUGCACACAGGCAGCGCGGCAGGCAAGGCUACGGCAGCCUGCCAGGCCAGUCAUUCCAGCUGCCCACUCUCUGAGGCCAUCCUGCACGGCAUGCUAGUGCAGGCGUGGGGCGCCGCCGACCAACAGCAGACCACACCCACGGCCACGCCUGCCUUAUGAGGCCGCUACGUUGCUGACUCUCUCUCACACACACACACACAUACAUGAGCAACAGCCACCACUCUUUGUACACGUAGUUUAAUUUUGUUAAAUAACUACAUCCACAUACCUGUCAGGCUACUGUGGUGUCUUGCCAUAAGAUUUUGCGUUAGAGACCAUAAGUUUGUGUAUAAAACGGUAAUUAAACCAUACGAAAACCAUAUUUUUUUGUCAUUCAAUAUUUAUUUGUUUCAAAACAAAUGCAGAAUGAAAACACAAUGUAAACACAUGACACUGUAUGAACACCACAUAAUGAAAAACAGUACUGUUUACAUUACAGUGAUUUUCAAAGUGUGUGCCGCGGCACACUCGUGUGCCGCCAUUAUCUCCUUGGUGUGCCUCGAAAAUUUGGGUGGGAUUUUGAUUUGUGUACAUAAUCUAAUGAAACUACUGUAAAGUGUAAUUUAUAUUCAUCAAG